This is a messenger RNA of Pistacia vera, 1986 nucleotides long. Its product is annotated as queuosine salvage protein-like. The transcript has 7 exons. Bases 132 to 1049 code for a protein of 305 amino acids. The record is from RefSeq and is a predicted model, not a curated record. NCBI's taxonomy places the organism in Eukaryota, Viridiplantae, Streptophyta, Magnoliopsida, Sapindales, Anacardiaceae.
UACGCAUUUCACGGCCUUAUAUAUCAAUUUGUACUAUAUAAUAAAAGAUUUAUGCAUUUUUUAUAUAUAAAACAAUUAGGGUUAAAAUAGAACCAUAAGAGACUCACAGACUCUGUAGUCAAAGAACUGCCAUGGAAGAGGUAAGGUCGAGCUCUGCUUGGGUUGCCACUCACUCUUCUCACGUGGUGGUUGACUCCACAGGGAUUGAGAAGGUUGUAGAGAAUAUCAAAGACUCGAUUCCUAAGGUAGAGUGGGAUUAUGAAGGUAUUCACUACUUUGAUAACGGCCCCCUCACCGUUCAGUACCUGUUCGUUUUAGAUGCUCUGAAUUUUUGCUUUUGGCCUGAUAAGGAUUUAAAUUAUGAUCAUUUGGCAUCGGGGCUAAAGGCAGCUCUGCAGAAUGACAAAUCUGCAUUUGAUGCUGAUCGUUUGCAAAAAUACACUGGUUCUCAAUUACGUGAAUUGUUGAAAUGGCCGAGGCCACUUCCUUUGGAGGAUGAACGAGUUCGCUUACUGCACGAGGUUGGGCUUGAACUGGAAAGAAACUUUGGAGGUAAAGCAUCCAAUCUUGUGGAACUCUCUGGAAAAUCAGCGGUGAAACUUGUUUCUCUUGUCACUCGUCACUUCCCUGGCUUUCGAGACCAUUCGGUGUAUAAAGGGCACCAGGUAUUCUUGUACAAACGAGCACAGAUUUUUGCUGCAGAUAUAUGGGGUGCAUUCAAAGGGCAAGGAUAUGGAGAAUUUAAUGAUAUUGGUGCAAUAACUAUGUUUGCGGACUAUGUUGUUCCGGCAGUGCUUCAGCAGCUUGGUGUGCUGAAAUAUAGUUCAAGCCUUGCCAGCAAAAUUGAGACUAAUGGUGAAAUAGGUUCAGGCACUGAGGAGGAAGUUGAAUUACGAGCUUGCUCUGUAUAUGCUGUGGAGAAAAUGAGGGAACUAAUCGGUAUAAAAUCAGGAAAGCAGGUUCUGAGUGUGGAGCUAGACCUUUGGCUCUGGUCUGUUGGUGUACAAUCUGCUCUACAGCACCAUCGAACUCUUUCAAUUUACUAUUGACUGGACAAUAUGAGAUGGUUGUCAUUUUGCUAUAUAUUAACCUUUGAGUUCAAAAGUUUUAGCUUGGAGAAUUUGAGGUAGCUUAUUAGGACUAGAUUGACAUUAGUUCCUUUCUUUUUAACAAUUCUGAAAAUUUUGGAGUAAAACCCUUUUAAAAACUUUACCAUUGAGAAUUGAUCAGUAUGAACCAAAAUGACUUUUAUCUAUAAAAUAGUUAAUUUUAAGUUGUUUUAUGAAAUUCUUCCUCCAAGAAAUGGCUUUCUUUGUCUGGGCAACACCCAUAUUUCAUCCAGGUGAAUACGUAGAAGUCAAUAUCAGCAGAACUGUGGCAUAUAUUUAUGUGCUUCCUUGUUUUGUAUGCUAAUUUGAUUGUACCUGAUGAGGAGAAAUUUGGCAGUCCUCUCAGGUAUUUGGUUAAAGUUCUUUAUGUACAUUAGACCUCACAUGAAACUUGUUAUUUAUAAUCAUUGUCUUUAGACUCUUAAUAUGAGGAGAGGGAGUACUGAGAUCACAUGAUGACUCUUGUAGAUGUCAAUUGCACCGUUUGACCAGCUUAGAUUCAGAUUGAGUCACUGUUGUUUGCAAUAAUAUUAAGUAGGAAUUGCUGAUUCUGCUGAUGCAUGUAUGCUUGGCUCGUCAGCUUCUGUCCUGAUAUAUGGGUUUAGUAAAAACAAUUUGUAAUUGGAGUUCAAGGUAGCAAAAACAGUUGUGGCUAGAAAGUUGCUUAUGCCAAAUAUCACAAAAAUAGUUUUAUCUUUUGCCACCGGCACUAUAUAAUUUGUUGGACAGAAAGCCUUUUUCUCCAUUCAUAGGUAAAUUUUGAAAAUACGCAGUGUGGAAUUUUCUUUGCAGUGCUGGUGCAAAGAAUUCUAGGAACUACUUUUGAUUGUCAUAGUGUGUAACAUUUAGACCCUGUUUUGGUCUAAAAGUUACCCAA